Messenger RNA from Bufo gargarizans (Asiatic toad), 3412 nucleotides. RefSeq names its product heme-binding protein 2-like. The transcript is spliced from 5 exons. Lineage: Eukaryota; Metazoa; Chordata; Amphibia; Anura; Bufonidae. The record is from RefSeq and is a predicted model, not a curated record. The coding region runs from base 468 to 1289 and encodes 273 amino acids.
ACUCAGCUCUGCUACAGUCGGGUGGUGGGCACACUCAGCCCUGCUACAGUCGGUGGUGGGCACACUCAGCCUUGCUACAGUCGGGUGGUGGGCACACUCAGCCUUGCUACAGUCGGGUGGUGGCCGGUGCCAGGAGGGACGGGUGCACCAUACCCCUAGACCUGUGAGGGCAGUGCCACCAACUCCCACCAAAAAGUGCACACAACUUUUCCUUGACCACAGCUGUGCUCCGCAGCGCUGCAUUUUGGCUUAUUACAGCUACAGCUCUGAGGAGUUCUGGACGGUGGAGUCCAGCUGGUUCUUACCCAGUCACCAAAGUAGUACCACCACCCCCAUCAUCCUAGGGUUAGCAUGUGUUCUUUGGAUCCCUAAUAAGAUUCAUACAGAACACUCUUGGACUAGACGGGUUCUAGACUGCGUUCCAGCGCUCUCUUCCCAGUAGAGUUCUAGACUUUAGACAAGUAAAAAUGCAACGUGAAGGCUGUAGGAUGGGCGGGGGGGUGCAGGAGCCCGCGGCCACCGGGAUGAUCACUUUAGACGACUUGGACAACAUGACGGACGAGCUGGGCUCCGACUCUGCGUAUAACAGUAACGGAAGCGUCGAGGAAGAAGCCGAACCCAUGGAGGACGGAGAACAGGACCGGCUGCUGAACUACUGGCAAACCGUAGCGAGAGGACAUCAAGUGGAGGUGCCAAAUGACAUGGCAGAACCAAUUCACCAGAUGACACGGAACCGACGGACAGAGGAGCGGCAGUCCGUGCCCUUCCUGCUAAUGAGCUGCAAAGAGAAGUGCGGAGAACUGCUGUACGAGAAGAGGCAGUACGGAAAAGCCAAGUGGGCCUGCAUCAAGAUGAAGGAGGAGCGAUACGAGCAGAGCAUAUGCAUGGGCUUCAUGAAGCUCAUGAGAUACAUCUGCGAACAGAACUCCUUAGGCCAAUACCUGGGCAUGACCAUCCCAAUCCUGACUACCGUGCACAUGGACGAGGCAAGGACGGGGAUCACACGCUCUGUGACGGUGGCUUAUUACAUCCCAGCCCAUCUUCAAGACGAUCCACCUCAACCGACAGACCAGGAAAUCAUCAUCGAGGAAUGGCCGACGACCGUCGUCUUCUCCAGAUCAUUCCUUGGAGCAACCAACGAGGAGACCAUCAUGCGAGAGAUCUCCCUGUUGGCCGAGCUGCUGGAGUCCCCCGAGCUGUGCCGACAAGACACCUUUAUCGUCGCCGGAUACACAAACCCAGCGGCCGCCGACAGGCGCAGCGAAAUCUGGUUCCUGCAGAGGCCUUAAUCACGGAGUGUGGACUGGAGCGAGCGAUGAGUGGUGGCCUCCGUGGACAUGAAGCGUCUUCUCUGAGCUGUCUUGGGACAUUUCCCUCCUAAGCGCACGUGCAGACUUACCUGCAGGUCGGACUCAUACUUAUCCCUUGAAGGGUUGUCAUGGUAAUUGCACACUGACCUAUAGAGUCAUAACUCCCCCUGUCGCCGACUCCCAUCCCAUUAUGUACAGGAGUCACGGCGAGGUUGGACCGCCAUUUGUGCUCCAUUUCUAAGCCGACAUGCACCUUGGCUUUAGCGAUAUCGGAGGCCCGGUUCCUUAUGGAGGCCGCAGAGGAGGCACCCAGCAAGGUCUGACAGCUGGAGCCAUCUUUUCUGAGGUUCCUCCCGACAACCCUCAGGGUAUGUUCACACAUGAACUUUCCACACACUACGGAGAAAGCCUGCGGCGUAGACCGGCUCACGCGGUGGGGCUCGAGCUGCAGCCUGACAAUUUACGCCGCAGGUUUCACUCCGGCUUUCAACCUUUACAAUGCAGAAGACCCCGUGAGCCCAGCAGCGGUGCCGUUACAAAACCUAGCCCGUUAGAGGUUGUCCGCUGCGGAAACUCCGUCAUGUGUGGCUGUACCCUUAGGGUGUGUUCACACGGGAACGACCGGCUGCAGAUUUUAUGGAAAAUGUCAAGCUUAUUAAAAGUAGCAGCAAAGUGGAUGAGAUUUUACCAAACCGCUGGGAAUUCAUGCAGAAAUUGCUGUGCAGUGGGGAAUUUACAGCAGCCAUAUUGACCGUCAUCCAGCUUUUCCAGUCACAGAUACAAAUGAGAAAUGUCCCAACAGAACUUCUAUAACAUUAGAGAAGACGGUGGAUCAAGGACCCGACCUCCUGGGGUGGAACUGGUCAGGACUAUGGCUCCAUACUUAUCGGCCUACCCCCACUCUAAUGAAUGGGACUGAGCUGCAGUACCAGACACAGCCUGCGGACAAGUGUGGCAGCGUUCAUAACACUCCUGGACAGCCGCUGAUAUCUGCGCUGUAUAUCCUUCCCCUAAACACAGCGAAAGCGACAAGGACAUCGCAGAUUCUCCAAGAAUCUCUGCCAACCCAGAGAAACCGGAAGCUGGCGUCUACCCCAGGGAUCAGCUCUGCCCUCCGGUUCCCCUGUGUGUAAGGAAAGGAUUAACCUUGUGAAAAAAAAAGAGCAGGAGCUUUAAAUUUUAAAACUUCCACACAAAGCAAAAGCGGAUUUGUGAAGCCUCCGAAGGGUUAAGUAACGAGAUGUCAAGAUUAACCCCUCAAUGGGUCGCUGGGGGGGGAACAGCAAAAGUACAGAUUAGUGUUGUGGAGGCGAUGCACUAAGACCGCCACGUGGUGCGCCAGUGUCCGGCGCCGCUCCGGCCUAAGAUCCUGGAAAUCCAUUGCACCAGAAACUCAAAUCUACACCUAGAUCUUAGAGGUGGGAGGAAGGGAAAAUACGCGGCACAACCGUUAAAAAAGGUGAGUGUGACAUUUUUGCGCAGAGAGGGUUUGUGCAGAUAUUUAACAAGAAACAUAAAACCAGUUCAGAGAACAGGAGACCUCAGAAAUGGCGGAUACCAGGGAGCAGCAGAACGCAUGCCCGAAAUCGCACAUCAUUCUCCGUUAUUACACAAUUACAAACCAUUGGCCACAAUGAAUAACGUGCAAGGGCCGUGUUGUUGGGAACUUCCAGCGAUGACAAUCAGAUCACAGAGGGUCCUCACAAAGCCCCUCUAGUCAGCCGAGACAGCCGCCAUGAUGUGAACUCUUUACCAGGAAUGCUAUGAAAUCACUGGGUGUCCACGGUUCAGACCCUUCACUACUCAGGGGCGGCAGGAGCAAGUAAGCAUCCAACAUGUCAGGAAAAUCCACACCACUCAUAAUGAAGGCUCAUGCUAACCCCCAAACUACUGUGCAUAUCAGGGGUGCAACGCCUGCACUAAUAAUACAGAAGGAUCACUUGAUUGUAAGGAUAUUAGUGAGUUAUUAAGUGUCUGGGGUCCCUUUAAAAUGAACACCAAAAUUUAUUUCACCAAAAGUAUAUAUAAGCUGACUGCUACCACUAGAGGGAGCUCAGGAGAUUACUGCAUACAGAUAUAUACAGCCACCACUAGAGGGAGCU